Paracoccidioides brasiliensis Pb18 is the source of this 1035-nucleotide messenger RNA. RefSeq lists its product as uncharacterized. The record is from RefSeq and is a predicted model, not a curated record. Gene Ontology annotation, cellular component: mitochondrion. Bases 1 to 1035 code for a protein of 344 amino acids. Gene Ontology annotation, molecular function: thiosulfate-cyanide sulfurtransferase activity. The transcript is spliced from 2 exons. Gene Ontology annotation, biological process: transsulfuration.
AUGGCUCUUGCGGUUCUACGUUACUCUGGUCACUCUGGCUUCUCAUCAAGGAUUACCCUCGCCAGGUCUGCCAUUAUCACUCCCCUUCGUUUUUCACAACACCGUUCAAUUUCCCUUUCCUCCUAUCUGGUCACCCCGCAGGAGCUCAAUGAUGCCCUGAAAAUAAAUGUGAGAACUAAAAUUUCCACCUCGCCGCGAGUCAUCCCACUCUGUGCUACCUGGUUUAUGCCAAACGAUCCCACAAAGCGGACGGGCAUUGAGGCUUUCAAAAAGUGUCGCAUCCCACAGGCUCGAUUCUUUGACCUUGACGAAGUGAAGGACCAUGAUUCUCCAUAUCCACACAUGCUGCCUACUAGGGAGGGCUUCAAGGAAGCUAUGCAGUCUCUGGGCAUCCGCAGAGAUGAUGAGCUUGUGGUUUACGACUCAGAGGAGCUUGGACUCUUCAGUGCACCACGAGUGGGCUGGACAUUGAGGGUUUUCGGUCACAACAACGUCCAUGUGCUCAACAAUUUCAAAGUAUGGGUUCAGGAAGGUUAUCCAACUGAGUCUGGACAUGUCGUCCCCGAGGAGAGAUCCAACUACGAGGUGGGCGAUUUCGCUCCGGAAAUGGUUGCUCACUUCGCUGAGAUGAAGGAGAUUGCCCAGGCUUAUGGCAAGGGGGGUUCAGAGGGUAUUCAAAUUCUUGAUGCGAGACCCGAGGGCAGAUUCACAGGCAGAGACAAAGAGCCUCGUCCAGGGCUUCCCUCCGGCCAUAUGCCUGGCUCUACAAGUCUACCGUUCUCCGAGCUGCUUGACCCUGUUACCAAAACAUUGCUUCCCGCACCAGAGCUGCGUAAGAUAUUUGAAGUCAAGGGAAUUAAUCUGAAGGAACCAUCCAUCAGCUGUUGUGGAACUGGGGUUACCUCUGCUAUCAUCGACCUUGCGUUGAAAGAAGCGGCCGAGGGGUCACCUGGAGAUAGACGGAUAUACGAUGGAAGCUGGACAGAAUGGGCUCUAAGAGUGAAAGAGAAUAGUGGGCUGAUUCAAAAGGGAUAG